AUGCAUCUCACCUUCAUCAUAUGUCCUUAUCGUCCGCGUACUGGCUACUUCAACAUUCAGGUUAAAAUCAUGUAUUAUGUUCCAUGUGCUUCUUCAGUGAAUGGCGUAAUUCUGCGCGAACCGCUGCAGUUGCAUUGGAUGAACAACAAAGAACUGUUAUAUGACAUCGGGGUCGAGAAGUUGUUGUCUGAAGCGCUUUGUUUAGAAACUGACAAUUUUGGUCGAGGCUCAAUGGGCUUGCGUUCAAGCGGAAGUCCUGCUCGCGAAGGCAGUCCGUCCUCGUUAGACUUACAUAUUGAAGAAGUCAAACCGAAUGAUUCCAAUGCAGGGAGCGUUUGUUCGGGCACGCCUUCUUCGAAAAAUGCAUCCCAUAUAAAGCUGAAGAUUUUGCUAGGACGGUGGAUUCGUUCAACUGACAUACUGUUCGCGGUGCAUCCUGUUGAUGGUUCUUUUUUGACAUGGACAAUCGAAUGGUUAGAUGAUGUUAAUCGCCAAACUGUUGUUUCCUUCACUUCGAGAUUGCCAGCUGCAUUUCCUGUCAUUGAUGCCUCUUCCAUUCGUCCUACAGUUCAGACUUUUAUUCCUCGAAAAUAUAAGUGUGACGUACUGCGAAGAAAGGAAGACAAAGAAAAAGGUGGAAGAACAUCAAAUGAAGUUUGCCUACUUACCAAUCACGAGAAUGGCUCUCUCAAUCUAUGGCACAUGACCAUGGAUGGAAACACUGAUUUUGCCAAAGUUCGCUACAUCACCCACAAAUUGCGAAUGUGUGGGCAUCGCUUUUGUGUGACUCAGAUUGUCGCUCACCCCUUGCUUCCUCUCGUACUAACUGUAUCUCAGUCUCGAUGUAGUCGAGUUGAUGAUAUUGCUAGGAAAUCGUUGUCUGAAGUGAUUCUUUGGAGGACUUGCUCUGUAGGUCCACUUUGCAAAAGUGGUGGUAUGACGGAACUCGCGCGUAUUGUCAGUCCUAUACAUUUUGGCUGUGUACGCACAGCCUGGAUACCAGCUCAUUUGCCCAGAUGUUGCUUUAUCGUUAGCGAUGGCCAAAAUCUCGUGAUUUAUCAAACUAAUGUGAGAGCACACGAUCUGGUUGAAAUGGAUGACUCUACGAAACAACUUGGAAGUCCUAUUGAGAGGUAUGCCCCGCCACCACCACCGUCUGCCCCACAUAAACCACCGCCAGCUACUCAGUCAACCCCAUCUGGUCCUAGCAGCAGUGGCGUACCUGGUCCUAGCAGCAGUGGCGUACCUGGUCCUAGCAGCAGUGGCGUACCUGGUCCUAGCAGCAGUGGCGAGGGAGAAUCUAUGCAGAGAUUCAUGAAAAUUAUGAAAGAGUUUUUCAUGAAUGACGGGAAAGAAAAUAAACAGGAGGAAAACAACAAAGAACAUUCGCCGGAACCAUUUACUGUGGACUGA
This is a messenger RNA of Cylicocyclus nassatus, 1413 nucleotides long. The record is from the annotation of a GenBank genome assembly. NCBI's taxonomy places the organism in Eukaryota, Metazoa, Nematoda, Chromadorea, Rhabditida, Strongylidae.